Anopheles stephensi (Asian malaria mosquito) is the source of this 2955-nucleotide messenger RNA. Its product is annotated as fatty acyl-CoA reductase wat. Gene Ontology annotation, cellular component: peroxisome. The transcript is spliced from 10 exons. The record is from RefSeq and is a predicted model, not a curated record. Gene Ontology annotation, molecular function: alcohol-forming very long-chain fatty acyl-CoA reductase (NADP+) activity. Gene Ontology annotation, biological process: long-chain fatty-acyl-CoA metabolic process. Bases 414 to 2006 code for a protein of 530 amino acids. Lineage: Eukaryota; Metazoa; Arthropoda; Insecta; Diptera; Culicidae.
UUUGCACUGACCAGCGGGCGCAACGGUCACGAUUCAAAAGAUUUGCACGCGGCAGGCGACGAACCCCGAAACCACCGGCCGAACGAGCUUUCGAUCGUUCGCUCGCUCGCUCGUUCGUUCGCGCUCUCGUUUUUCUUUUCUCUCGUCGCAUUGCCCGAUUACUAACAGCAGCAGCUGGACUGUACCGAGUGUGCGGUGUUGUGUCUCGUGCGGCUGACCGUAGUGAAGCCGUGUCAGUUUGCAGCCGAUCGUCACCGACGGAGGAUCAGCAAUUGUGCCCCCUUUUGCUUGAGCGAGCCUUAUAAAAACCAGUAUCGAAAGCUUAACAGUGUUCUAAGUGCUAGUGAGUGGUGCGUGAGUUUUGCGUGAAAAGUUUCCGUGUGAACGACAGCUUCAACGAACCGAACGCAACGAUGACGGUGUCCAUCUACGACGAUGAGCUGCUGGCACAAACGGGCGGCGGCCAAUCGGACCCACCGCUAACCCCGAUGACGACCGGCAAGAUCGAGGAGCAGCUCACCGAAAUACAGCAGUUUUACGACAAAUGUAACGUCUUCAUAACGGGCGGAACCGGAUUUCUGGGCAAGACCCUCAUCUACAAACUGCUGACCAGCUGCCCGGGAAUCGAAAACAUCUUCUUGCUGGUGCGAAGCAAGCGCGGCAAAGACAUAUUCUCUCGCGUGGAGGAAAUCUUCGACGAUGCUAUGUUUGACAAAAUGAAGCAAGCCUGUCCGAAGUACGAUCACAAAAUUCGCGCCGUCGCGGGCGACUGCAUGCAGCCGGGCCUGGGCAUCAGUUCGUCCGAUCGCGAAGUGUUGACGGAAAAUGUCAACAUUGUGUUUCAUCUAGCCGCCACGGUGCGAUUUGAUGAGAAGAUGAAGACGGCCAUGCAGAUCAACGUGAAGGCGUGCCGGGAUAUGCUGGACCUCUGCCACGACAUGAAGCACCUCAAGUCGGUGAUCUACGUAUCGACCGCCUACACACAGUGCCCCCAGAACACGGUCGACGAACGGUUCUACGAUCCACCGAUCGAGUCGGAGAAGAUGAUACACCUGACCGACUGUGUGACGGACGGUAUGAUCGAAAAGAUUACCCCGGUACUGCUCGACAAAUGGCCAAAUACGUACACGUUCACCAAGGCCAUCGCGGAAGAUGUGGUGCGCAAAAACAGUCGCGGAAUGCCCGUGGGAAUGUUUCGACCAGGAAUUGUCAUUGCAACGUACCAGGAACCGGUACCGGGAUGGAUCGAUAACUUCUACGGCCCGACGGGUGUGAUUGCCGGCGCUGGAACCGGUGUACUCCGAACGCUGCGUGCCGAUCCAACCAAGGUGGCCAACAUGGUUCCAGUCGAUCUGUGCGUCAACGGUAUCAUCUCUUCCGCCUGGGACAUUGCCGAACGAUUCCGAACCGAGAUUUUGCCCGAUCCGGAAAUCCCGAUCUACAACUUUUGCACCGAGCCGAACAAUUGCAUCACGUGGGGCGACUUUACGCAUACCACCAUCAAGUUCGGCUCGAUGUAUCCCACCAUGAAGGCGAUCUGGUACCUGUGCUACGCCAACAAUCCCAACAUACUGCUGCACUAUCUGUCCAUCAUCUUCCUGCACUAUGUGCCCGCCGUCGUCUGUGACAUCAUUGCGGUGCUGAUCGGCCGAAAACCGAGACUCCUGCGAAGCUACAAGAAGAUUCACCGCUUUAUGGACGUGAUUGAGUACUUCUCGAUGCGCGAGUGGGAGUUCCAGAUGGACAAUAUGAAUGGGCUGUGGCGCAGGCUGUCCAGUGCGGACCAGAAGCUGUUCUUCUUCGACAUGCGCCAAAUCAACUGGGACUACUUCCUGGAGCAGUACUUCUGCGGUAUCCGUCGGUAUCUGCUGAACGACCCGAUGGAAACCGUUCCGCAGGCGGUGGUCCGCUGGAAUCGCCUGUACUGGGUACAUCAGGUAACGAAAGUGAUCGUACUGCUGCUGCUGUACAAGCUGGUGAUGUCGGUUUGGGGUAUGCUGAGCUAAGCUGGCCCCAGCCGCUGGUGACGCUAAUCGCGAUGAUCCAAUCCACACCUUUACCUACAUAGAAUGUAUGGUAUGGAAGAAGAAAAAAAAACAGACGAGCAGAAGAAGGGAACAGCAGAUGAUACUAUUUAUGCUGCACCUAGCGCAACAGCAGCAGCCAUCAUCGCUAUCGAAAAGCCACGAUCGAAUCGUGUUGUCUGUGAGACCGCAUCGCACGUACCAGAUACAAAGCCCAUCUCUGCAUGCAUCAUUGUUGUUUUGAUUAACUCUAAUCUGUACAGUUUAGGGUCCGUGCGGCCCAUCGAUAGAGGGAAAACGUCGACCAACGUCGACGCUAGCGUGUAAGAUACAGUAAAAUCAUUAGGGAGAAGAUGUAGUAGUUGUUAGUGGUGAGCAGUGCCACGCGAUUCGGGAGCUUGCUCUUUCGCGCGGUUACGGGCAGCAAGAAACCAACCAUUCCAAAUACAUCUUCAGUAAGAAGGGUUAAUGCUUCACCUUUUUCUCCACUUCCGGGAGGUGGUCAGGUUCGCUCGACACAAGUAAUGGUGCUUGGUAUACACCAUUCAAACGUUAUCAUACGGGGGUUACAAAAAACAAUCCUUACAUUAAAUAUUCUAACUCACCACCACCAUCGCCUCUAGACAUUUUGCUAAGGGUUGCAGUAGCUUUUCAGCCUAGCGUAUCUUUUUUUACCAUGUUAGCCGUAAAGCAAAGUGAAUGUUUGGAAGAUGGCCUUAAUGCGUAGCAUAUAUACAUAUACACACACAUAUAUUUAGUCGAUCAAAUCCGCCAAUGAAACACGAUGUUAACUUCCGCCGGGAGUGUUAAAGGUAACGCAACGUUUAAUGUUUUUUUUUUUUCUUCUGUAAGCAAUUAUUAUGUACAAUUGUGAAAGCGAAGGUGAAAUUUUGAUUAAUCAAAUAAACGUGCGUGAAAGAUUCUAAAAAAA